Rhizoctonia solani is the source of this 1623-nucleotide messenger RNA. Its product is annotated as Retrotransposable element Tf2 protein. The transcript has a single exon. The record is from RefSeq and is a predicted model, not a curated record. NCBI's taxonomy places the organism in Eukaryota, Fungi, Basidiomycota, Agaricomycetes, Cantharellales, Ceratobasidiaceae. Bases 1 to 1623 code for a protein of 540 amino acids.
AUGCUCAAUGGGUCAAGCCCCUGGGCUGGCAAAAUCUGGAAGAAGGCCAACCUCACCUUCUCCUUUGAUGGCAAACAAAUAACCAAGACCUUCCUAAUCUGUAACACCGGGUCCCACGCCGCCAUCCUAGGAUUGAAAUGGUUAGAUGCCCAUAAUCCAGAAAUUGAUUGGAAUCUAUGCACCCUCUCCUUUCCCCACACACCACCAGAACGGGUAGCCAUUGCCAAGGAGGAGGAAGCUGACAAGAACCCUCUUGAAGGAGUACCCUCCAAGUACCAUCAAUAUGCUAAGGUAUUUGGGGAAGAGGAAUUCAAUAAGCUCCCACCCCACAGGCACUAUGACAUUGGGAUUGAGCUAACCAAGGAAGGACCCCUAAACUCACCCCUUUAUAGUAUGACCAACGCCAAAUCCUCCACUCUCAAGGAUUGGCUCAGGGAUGAGCUCAAGGCGGGGAAGAUUUGCCCCAGCAAGUCCUCCAUCAGCUCACCUGUAAUGUUUGUUCCCAAAAAGGAUGGCUCUUGCCAAUUGGUUGUAGACUACCGCCGCCUUAACAACUGGACCAAGAAGAAUGUUUACCCAUUACCCUGUCCCAAUGACCUAAUGGCCCAACUCCGCGGCGCCAAGGUCUUUACCAAACUUGAUUUACAAUGGGGUUACAACAAUGUCUGUGUUAAAGAAGGUGACAAGUGGAAAACCGCUUUCUGCACCAAGUACGGCCUGUAUGAGUCCCUAGUCAUGACCUUUGGUUUAACAAACGCCCCUGCCUCUUUCCAACACUUCAUGAACAAACUGUUCAAGGAUCUAUUGGAUGUAUGCAUCAUCAUCUACCUUGAUGACAUCUUAAUUUACUCCAAAGAUGACGCAUCCCACACACAGCAUGUUCAUGAGGUUUUAUGGCACCUAAUGGAGAACCAAUUGUUUUGUAAGGCAUCCAAAUGCACGUUCCAUGUCACCUCUGUGGAAUACCUAGGGAUUAUAGUGUCAGAUAAGGGUUUUAGCCUGGACAAGCUCAAAAUCCAGGCGGUCCAAGAAUGGCCCACACCUACCAAGGUCAAGGAGGUACAAUUGUUCCUUGGGUUUGCCAAUUUCCUUUGCCGGUUUGUUGCCAAUUUCAGUCACGUUGCCAGACCGUUACACAAUCUGGUAAAAAAGGACGCAACAUGGAAAUGGGAUACCAGGGAACAGGAAGCUUUUCAAGGACUGAAGGAUGCCAUUACCAACGCCCCGGUACUCUGCCACGUGGAUCCCACCAAACUGUACUUCCUUGAAACAGACAUGUCAGGCGCAGCCUUGGGUUCCAUACUGAGUCAACGUCAGGAAGAUGGACGCCUACACCCCUUGGGUUUUCUGUCAGAAUCAUUUAAGGGUGCCAAACAGAACUACAACACCCACAACAAGGAACUCUUGGCAAUCAUCCGCUCCUUUGAGUAUUGGCGUAUCUUUCUAGAAGGCACCCUACACCCCAUCACCGUGUUUACAGACCACAGGAAUUUGGAAUACUGGAAGGAGUCCAGAACAUUCAAUUGUUGCCACGCACAAUGGCACCUCCUCCUUGCCGGUUACAACUUCCAGAUUGUAUACAGACCGGGAAAACAAUCAGGGAAGCCAGACGCCUUGUCCUGA